Molecule: messenger RNA, 2338 nt
Organism: Nerophis lumbriciformis (worm pipefish)
Lineage: Eukaryota; Metazoa; Chordata; Actinopteri; Syngnathiformes; Syngnathidae
Gene: gpr85
Product: G protein-coupled receptor 85
Biological process (GO): G protein-coupled receptor signaling pathway
Cellular component (GO): plasma membrane
Molecular function (GO): G protein-coupled receptor activity
Source: RefSeq, a predicted model, not a curated record
UUGUUUUUGAUGGCAAGCGGACGACGCGGACAUGAUCGCGGUCUCGUCGACGUGAGGCUCGGCGCCACUGUCGUGUUUUACCUCGGCGGGUAAGACGCGGGGAUUUUGCUUCAUCACAGAAUCCUGCUGGUUUCUCCAUUUUUUUUCUUUUUUUCUUCCAUCAUUCCGCACUCGCAGGAGGACGUUUUUUUUUAAUUUUUUCUCAUCAUUUUUUUUUUUUUAAACCCAAACAACGUGUGAUGAGACAAAGGAACAAAGGAUGCCUUAGACGGGAGCUCGCCAACACGCCCGGAAACCUCCUCAGAGCGCAUCGCCGCCAAAUGGAUCUAACGCCUCCCUCCGCCGCCGCCGCCGCCACCUCCAGAUCAUGAUACUAGGCUGAAGGAACCCACCCCCCCUCCCCACUACCUCCCCCACCCCCAUCCCCAUCCCCCCACCCCCCCCCCCUGCUUAUCUUUAUGAUCCCUCCUCCAUCUAUGGCGAACUAUAGCCAUGCAGGGGACCACACCAUCUUGCAGAAUGUCUCUCCUCUCGCCACCUUCCUCAAACUGACCUCGCUGGGCUUCAUCAUCGGCGUCGGCGUGGUCGGGAACCUCCUGAUCUCCAUCCUGCUGGUCAAAGACAAGAGCCUGCACCGGGCGCCCUACUACUUCCUGCUGGACCUGUGCGCCUCCGACAUCCUGCGCUCGGCCAUCUGCUUCCCCUUCGUCUUCACCUCGGUGAAGAAUGGCUCGGCGUGGAGCUACGGCACGCUGACCUGCAAGGUGAUCGCCUUCCUGGGCGUGCUCUCCUGUUUCCACACGGCGUUCAUGCUCUUCUGCGUCAGCGUCACCCGCUACCUGGCCAUCGCCCACCACCGCUUCUACACCAAGAGGCUGACCUUCUGGACCUGCCUGGCCGUCAUCUGCAUGGUGUGGACGCUGUCGGUGGCCAUGGCCUUCCCGCCGGUUUUGGACGUGGGCACCUACUCCUUCAUCCAGGAGGAGGACCAGUGCACCUUCCAGCACCGGUCCUUCCGCGCCAACGACUCGCUGGGCUUCAUGCUGCUGCUGGCGCUCAUCCUGCUGGCCACGCAGCUGGUUUACCUCAAGCUCAUCUUCUUUGUGCACGAUCGCCGAAAAAUGAAGCCCGUCCAGUUCGUGCCCGCCGUCAGCCAGAACUGGACCUUCCACGGGCCGGGGGCCAGCGGGCAGGCGGCCGCCAACUGGCUGGCCGGAUUCGGACGAGGCCCCACCCCGCCUACUUUGCUGGGCAUCCGGCAGAACAGCAACGCGGCGGGCCGCCGGCGUCUCCUGGUGUUGGACGAGUUCAAAACGGAGAAGAGGAUUAGUAGGAUGUUCUACAUCAUGACUUUUUUCUUCCUGGCGCUCUGGGGGCCGUAUCUGGUGGCCUGCUACUGGCGGGUGUUCGCCAGGGGCCCCGUGGUGCCGGCGGGCUACCUGACGGCCGCCGUGUGGAUGAGCUUUGCCCAGGCCGGGGUCAACCCCUUCAUCUGCAUCUUCUCCAACCGGGAGCUGCGGCGCUGCUUCAGCACCACGCUCCUCUACUGCCGGAAAUCCAGGUUACCGCGGGAACCCUACUGCGUUAUAUGAAGGUUUUUACCCCGACGCCCCCACAAACCCCUCAAUCGGGGCUCUUGUACAGCCCCCUCUCUCUCUUUCUCUGCUAGCUUCCCCAACCCCCCCCCCCUUUUCCAGCGCCAAUCAUUGGCCCAUCCCAAAUAAUGGAGGUGUGCAACAGGGCUCAAUGCAUCGCCCACUGUCGUUUGCCCGUGCAGAGAAGCAAAAAGUCCCAAAAAAUAGGAGAACAAAAAAAAAUUGACAAAAGGAUUUUUUCCCCCCAGAUUACUCUGUGAGAUGCGAAACACUAAAAAAAAAAAAAAAAGAAGAAGAAAAAGAAGAAAGAAACGACGCCUCUCGAGGAAUCGCCAGUUUUACAUUUUUAAGAGUUGCACUACAAAAAAAAGAGAAGAUUUGGGUCGUUGCCGUUGCAAGGACAACAUUGUGGUCCCUCCCCCAAACAAUGGAUGCUUUAAUUUGCAACAGACUACACGCAAACAAUCGCUGUAAGUAAGGCAAAAAAGGCGGAGGAGGGUAAAAACGGUUUUAAUGUAAGUGGUAACUUUUUUUGGUUGUUUUUUUUUAUAUAUAGAAGGUGGGGCUUAAAAAAAAUAAUAAUAAUAAUCAAUUUUGAACGUGAAGUUUCAACUAGCAUCGCUUUCAUGUAGUUUUAUCCGGAAGAGUACGGGGCCAACUGGGUUUCAAAGUUGGUAGCAAACAUGGCGCCCUUUUGACCAAUCAUUUAGGACAGUGUUUCUUAACCCCGAAAAGAAUAUGAU